This is a messenger RNA of Arabidopsis arenosa, 3900 nucleotides long. The record is from the annotation of a GenBank genome assembly. NCBI's taxonomy places the organism in Eukaryota, Viridiplantae, Streptophyta, Magnoliopsida, Brassicales, Brassicaceae.
AUCUUGUAUCUCGUUCUCUUCCUUUAUGGCUUUUAUUUUUUCUCAUCUUCUUAGUAUUACUCGGGAAAUCUCAAAAGGAAGUUUUACAAGUUAAAGUGGGAAUUGUUCUUGACACUAAUGUGACAUUAGCAGAUUUGAGCAUACGAGCUAUCAACAUGUCUCUGUCGGAAUUCUAUAAUAGUCAUAAUCGCUUCAAGACUCGGAUUGUUCUCAGCAUCCGAGAUUCCAAACGAACUGUUGUUGGUGCUGCAGCUUCAGGACCAGGGAAUUCAAUGCAAGCUCCGUUUUUAAUCAACCUCGGAAAUCAAUCUCAAGUUCCCAUAAUUUCAUUCUCUGCGACAAGCCCUCUUCUUGAUUCCCUCCGUAGUCCAUAUUUCAUCAGAGCCACACACGAUGACUCAUCUCAAGUCCACGCCAUUAGCGCCAUCAUAGAGUCAUUUAGAUGGAGAGAAGUUGUGCCUAUUUAUGUAGACAAUGAGUUCGGAGAAGGUAUUCUUCCUUACUUACUUGAUGCUUUUCAAGAGAUCAACGUUCGUAUCCGAUACCGAAGUGCCAUAUCAGUACAUUCCUCUGAUGAUCAAAUCAAGAAAGAGCUUUACAAACUAAUGACCAUGCCCACUAGGGUUUUUAUCGUGCACAUGUUGCCUGAUCUCGGAUCGAGGCUUUUCUCGAUGGCGAAAGAGAUUGGUAUGAUGAGUAAAGGAUAUGUAUGGAUUGUUACAAAUGGUAUAGCUGAUCUCAUGAGUUUAAUGGGGGAAUCUAGCUUGGAGGAUAUGCAUGGUGUCUUGGGUGUCAAGACAUAUUUCUCAAGAUCAAAAGAGCUAAUGUAUCUUGAAGCUCGUUGGCGAAAAAGAUUCGGAGGAGAAGAGCUAAACAAUUUUGAAUGUUGGGCUUAUGAUGCUGCCACAGCACUUGCAAUGUCAAUUGAGGAAAUCAGUAGUAGCAUAAGCAUGAGUUUCGAUAAGACCAAAACAAACACUUCAAGAGAAGAUGUAGGCACGGACCUUGAUGAUCUCGGUGUUGCUCUCUCUGGUCCCAAGAUUCUUCAAGCAUUGACAACAGUCAGUUUCAAAGGUGUUGCCGGGAGAUUUCAGCUAAAAAACGGAAAGCUAGAGGCCAAGACUUUCAAGAUAAUCAAUAUAGAGGAAAGCGGGGAAAGAACAGUUGGAUUUUGGAUAUCAAAAGUAGGAUUAGUGAAGAGCCUAAGAGUGAAUCAAACAGGCAUUAAAAUAUCACACAACUUGCACCGCCUAAGACCGAUAAUAUGGCCUGGGGACACUAUUUCUGUGCCUAAAGGCUGGGAAUUGCCAACAAAUGCAAAGAAGCUGCGAAUAGCAGUUCCAAAGAAGGAUGGUUUCAAAAAUUUUGUGGAGGUAACAAAGGAUGCAAACACUAAUGCUCUAACAAUCACCGGGUUUUGUAUAGAUGUUUUUGACACCGUAAUGAGACAAAUGCCAUAUGCUGUCCCCUAUGAGUACAUCCCCUUUGAAACUCCUGAUGGAAAAUCACGUGGAAGUUACGACGAAAUGGUUUAUAAUGUGUUUCUUGGGGAGUUUGAUGGAGCUGUAGGGGAUACUACAAUCUUGGCUAAUAGGUCAAUAUAUGUCGAUUUCGCGUUGCCAUACUCAGAGACUGGUGUUGUAUUUGUGGUGCCGGUCAAGGAUGAGAAAAAGAGAGGAGAAUUGGUCUUCUUAAAGCCUUUAACAAAGGAGCUCUGGUUGCUCACUGCUGCUUCUUUUCUCUACAUUGGAAUGAUAGUUUGGCUUUUUGAGUACCAAGCAGAUAAAAAUUUCAGGGAAACGAAGAUAAUUGAUCAAAUAUCUAAUGUGUUCUACUUCUCAUUUUCAACCUUGUUUUUCGCACACAGGCAUCCAUCAGAGAGCUUUUUCACAAGGGCUCUUGUUGUGGUUUGGUGCUUUGUGUUGCUAAUACUGACUCAGAGCUACACAGCAACACUGACAUCAAUGUUGACGGUUCAAGAGCUUCGACCAACCGUGAGACACAUGGAUGAUCUGAAGAAGAGCGGAGUGAGCAUUGGAUAUCAAAAGGGUUCGUUUACAUUCGAAAAGCUGAAAGAAAUAGGUUUCAAUGAAUCGAGGUUAAAGAUUUACAAUUCUCCUCAAGAAAUGCAUGAACUUUUUCUAAACAAGAGCAACAAAGGUGGUAUUGGUGCUGCUUUCGACGAAGUCGCUUAUAUCAAGCUUUUCAUGGCUAAAUAUUGCUCAGAGUAUUCCAUUAUCGAGCCUACCUAUAAGGCUGAUGGCUUUGGCUUUGCCUUUCCAUUAGGAUCACCGUUGGUGUCUGAUAUUUCAAGACAGAUCUUGAACAUAACAGAGGGAGAUACCAUGACAGCUAUGCAGAACAAGUGGUUCAGUAGAGAAAAAGAUUGUCUACACUCUACCAUAUCGAAUUCUCUAAUCCAGCUCGAUCACAAUAGCUUUAAAGCUCUAUUUCUAAUCGUCUUUGUUGUCUCUUUAUUUCUAAUCUUGUUCAUGUUAGCUCAUAGAAGAUACAAAGAAACACAAGGCAACGUUAUCAUCGAAGCUCCAACUGAUCCGCCAAGCGAUGGGCCUGAAGGCCAAGCCGAUGGACGAGAUAGUGAAAACCAUAAUGUGAAUGUAGCUGGAGAGGAAGUCAAUGAAGAAGGUAAUGUUGGAGGUCGAGAUGAAGCAGAUAAUAAUGAGCAUUAUAUCGUGGAAGUCAAUGAAGAAGGUAAUGGUGGAGGUGAAGAUGUAGCAGAUGAUAAUGAGGAUAAUAUUGUGGAAGUGAAGCCAGCUCUGGUGCAACUACAAGAUCCACAGUCACCACCGGGCUUAAUUCGACGUCGCGGGAGGCCAUCAUCAGAGAGCUUUUUCACAAGGGUUCUUGUUGUGGUUUGGUGCUUUGUGUUGCUAAUUCUGACUCAGAGCUACACAGCAACACUGACAUCGAUGCUGACGGUUCAAGAGCAUGGACCAACAUUAAAGGCAUAUGAUUCUCCUGAAGAAAUGCGUGAACUGUUUCUUCACAAGAGCAGCAAUAGCGGUAUUGAUGCUGCGUUCGAUGAGGUUGCUUAUGUCAAGCUUGUCAUCAUGGCUAAAUAUUGCUCAGAGUAUUCCAUAAUCGAGCCUACCUUUAUGGUUGAUGGCUUUGGCUUUGGCUUUGUAAAUACCAACAGAGACAACGCAACGCUUCACCCAAUCUACCAAAUGAUCAAGCCAAUGCACCUCAAGAAGAUGUCAAAGAAGAAGGCCUUUCCAUUGGGAUCUCCUUUGGUGCCAGAUAUUUCAAGACAGAUCUUGAAUAUAACGGAGGGAGAGACCAUGAAAGCUAUAGAGAAUAAGUGGCUCCUUGGAGAUAAACAUUGUCUAGACUCAACCACAUCGGAUUCUCCAAUCCGGCUCGAUCACCACAGCUUUGAAGCUCUAUUUACGAUCGUCUUUGUUGUUUCUAUGCUUCUACUUUUAGCCAUGUUGGUUUAUAGAAGAUACCGAAAAACAAAACCCCGCGAGAUCAACGCUAAUAAUCCGCCAAGAGAUGAUAACAUGAGAGCUCCAGCUGAUCCACCAAGAGAUGAUAACAUGAGAGCUCCAGCAGCUAGUCCGCCAAAUGAUGAUCAAGUCCAUGAGCCACCUGGUCCUGCAUUACAUGAAGCCGAUGCACCAGAUGCUCAAGAUCAGCUUCUGAAUGAUGAAGUUAAUGUUGGAGAUCGAAAUGAAGUAGACAUUAUUGUGGAAGUCGAUCCAACUUUGGUUCACCGUAGAAAUUUGAUCACCUCAAAGACUAUACCCAUCCGAAGAGCUGUGCCAUUAUUCUCGAGGAUUAAGUCCGCAUAGAGACUCUGAAUCAUAGUCUUUUUGAAUGACCCUAAUAUUUUAUACGAAAUUUAUUUGUUAUUUGUAAGAAAACGGAAAACUCUUG